Messenger RNA from Neurospora crassa OR74A, 2444 nucleotides. RefSeq lists its product as hypothetical. The record is from RefSeq and is a predicted model, not a curated record. Lineage: Eukaryota; Fungi; Ascomycota; Sordariomycetes; Sordariales; Sordariaceae. The transcript has 2 exons. The coding region runs from base 395 to 1675 and encodes 426 amino acids.
GUCUCACGUUGUGUCACAACGGAAGAUCCAUCCCACCUCGAUUUUCAUUCUAAGUCUGCAAGCCUUUUGUCCCUCAUCAACCAAGCUGCCAAUCAGGCGUUUCCUCUCUCAUCGGAUCACACCGUAUUGAUUGGUUAAUUGCCACGUCAUGCAGCACUGCCUACGAGGUGUGGCUGGGCAGGGAGCCUCUCACCAGGUCGAUACAACAGCUGCUGUUGGGCUUUCCCUUCCGUCGCAUGUUUUCAUGAGAUGAUAACUCCAAGACAUCGACCACAUUUACUUCACAAAGUCACCAAGAGGUCAACAACAAAUCUUUGCUUCAACAUAAUCUUUUCCUUGUCAUCGACACAAACCAGCUCAAUGAAUUUCAACGGACAAGACGUAAAGGCAUAUCAUGGAAGCCCACGAAGGUGGUGAGAGGGUUGGGGCAUGCAAUUCAGGCCCUGUCCAAACGACUGGCGAACGUUACCCGUAUCGACAACUCGACCAUGAAAAUACCAUCCGUCUUCUCUUCAUUACACCAGGCUCUGGUGAAGAGGCUAGCUCUACCUACUCCCUUUUACAUGCGGAGCUAGGCAUCAUCCCCUACCAAGCACUGUCGUAUGAAUGGGGAUUACCUAGUGAUGACGACCCAAAUAUCACCAUUGACGGCCACACGGUCAGGAUCCGCAAAAAUCUUUCCGAGGCACUCAAACAGAUCAGUUCGGUCAUCCGUUACCUCGACUUCCUGCUCCUUUGGAUCGAUGCACUGUGCAUCAACCAAAAUGACGAUGCCGAGAAAAGCCAGCAAGUUCGGGAGAUGGGGAAGAUCUUCUCAAGUGCGGAGCAGGUCCUUGCCUGGACUGGACCGAUGGCAAACGACAGCGACUAUGCGAUAGAUAUGCUCAACGCCGCGCCUCAGGAUCGCAUAUUUGAUACACAACUUCCCGAAAACUACCGUGCGAGGACAGCCAUUCUGGCCUGGUGCAAUCGUCCCUACUGGAAAAGGAUAUGGAUCAUCCAGGAACUCUUCCUAGCGAAAAGGCUUGUUUUCAUGUGCGGUUCUAGGUCCAUCUCCAGGCGCGGGAAUGUGGUUGCUAAUUGUCUCUGGGUCAUUCUUAAAACAAGUGAGAAAUCUCUACCCGUGGUCAAAUCAGACAAUGCUGAGUUCUGGGACACUGUGCUCUAUCGGGGAAAAAAUAAUUCAUACACCCUGCGGGACUGGCUUUAUGUUUGCGCCACUAGCCAGAUCAUGGCCUCCGACACAAGAGAUUAUAUUUACGCAGUACUCUCGAUAUCGCAUGAAACCCGCAGCUCCCUUGCUCAAAUCAUCCCUGACUAUACCAAAUCAGCCGAAACGGUUUUUGAGGAUUUAAACACCUUGAUGAUGGAUGAAAGGGCUCGAGAAGGAUGUGAAUCGUGUCUUGGCAAGGUUAAGACAUUCGAUUAUAUCCGGAACAAGACCAUCAAUCGGUGGUUGAUUAAGACACUGGGUCUAAACGUGCAAAUUGGGUGGCACGACGAAUCGCAAUACCCCUCUUGCAACUCUUGUGGACGUCCAGAGCGGGAAUACAGUAAGGGAGAACUUUCAGCUGUAAAAGUUCGAUCUGAAGGAAAAGAAUUCUGGACUUCCGAGGUCCACAGCCUGAAUUUCACCGCUAUGGUAGUUGAAAACCUAUGGCAGGGGGGAGGGUAGGGGUAGGAGGAGGAGGAGCCCGUGCCCGGAGUCAGAACAGUUGGCGGAGCGACCUACAGCAAACGCCAAAGACAGCAACGAAAUGACCAGCUCCAGGGAGGUCCUGAGUGAUUUCUAGCUGGCAGCAACAAUCCGGAAGUGGGAAUGGAAGUAUAGGUAACAUAUACAUGAUUGUUCCCUUACUAGCUCCUCCAACCACCAGCCAGCCGUCAGCCAAAUUCGAUAUCUGAUCCCAAGUCCCAAAUCCCUUGAGCUGCCUGCCCAUCAUCCAUCCACAUCUCGACCCCUAGCUAGGUGUACUCCUUCGAUCCAAGGCAUCACUCCCUUCACCUCUUCCAACUUCCUACCUACUCUUCCAACUUCCUAGCUCCCCAACCCCAUCGCAUGUGCACCCUAGAGGGUAACUUCCAACCGCAAUCUUUCCCCUUGCUCAAUCACCCACUCACACCUACACCCCCCACCCCCUCCCCCCUCCAAUAAGAAACCCACAACUCAUACACCCGACAAUACUCACACCCCGGCCAACUCGAAGGGUCCAUCCCAUGUAACUCGUCGUGUUCCUGAAUCUCCGCCGCCUCGAAAGAAGGCGGGGGUUCUCGCGGUGUGGGAAGUGGUCGUGGACGAGGAGGGACGAUCUGUCUCUCUUGAACAAGUUCUGCGUAGGACGGUAGAGGUAGGUCUGUCCUUCGAGAGGAGAGGCGGGCGUAGGGGGGCGGCGGCGGUGGUGGUAAAUGUAGAGUGAAUUCGGAUGUUGGAAAGAGUGGAGGGG